GUUUCAGGGGGCGUGGCUAAGCCAGCUGAGAGAGCGGAGACUUGGCUCACGGUGCGGGUGCGGUCGGUGCUCAGCAGAUAAUGUACCGGGAGGGAUCGGGUAACCGCUGAUUGUAUCUGAAAACGUCUUACUACAUCAUUUGUGACAAGGAAAAGGAAUGUUUUCAACAGCUUACGAACAGACUUUGGAAAUGGAAGGAGAUAUUUGCGAUGAUGAACGCCUAUGUUCUAGGCCGCAGUCAGUUGGAAGCAACGAAUGGUGUUCAGAAGAAGACACCACCAGAGGGACAUGUUUGAAACCAUCAGGAGAUGAAGAACAACAUUCUAGCUUGGAGUAUCCAGAUCCUAAGCAUGAUGAAGAAUCUCCGAGACUGUCUGUCGCUUCUUCCAGCAGCAAUGAAAAAUUAUCCAGCUCUGCGUCACUCUGCACAGAGUUUUAUGACUCCGACCGGCCCGUGAGUGUCAUCUCGACGGCGUCAUCUGGCUCCUACCGUGAAGGCCGUGACAUAUAUGAGACCAUAGGUGUCAGAUCGCAGAAGGACGAACCAGUGGGAAACGGAUUAACAAGUCAGGAUAUGGAGCUGGUGUCAUCUGCUGCAGGCAGCCUGCAAGCCACGUAUCGGGAAAUGCAAAGCGGACUAAAAGGUGUCCACACUCCAAACCAUAACAAUGUCAAUAGACGUGGCCGUCUGGGAUCUAGGUCCCUCUCACCUUUUGGAACCAAGGUCAAUGUGAUCACUCACAAACUGAGCUACGUGGAACGAGUAGUGCAGGAGAUCAUAGAUACAGAGAGGAUGUAUGUCCAAGACUUGCGAAGCAUUGUGGAGGAUUAUCUGGGAGGCAUUAUCGACAAACAGGAGCUUCCAAUGAAGCCCGAGCAAGUCUCUGCUCUGUUUGGAAAUAUUGAAGAUAUCUAUCAGUUGAACAGUGAACUUCUCCAGGAGCUCGAGAGCUGCAGGGAUGACCCGGUGGCUGUGGCCUGUUGCUUUGUUGAAAAGAGUGAUGACUUUGAUAUUUACACACAGUACUGUACAAACUAUCCCAAUUCCGUGGCCACCCUGACAGAGUGCAUGAGGAACAAAGUCUUGGCCAAAUUUUUCCGUGAGAAGCAGGAGAUGCUUAACCAGUCUCUUCCGUUGGGAUCCUACCUCUUGAAGCCAGUACAGAGAAUACUAAAAUAUCACCUUCUGCUUCAGGAAAUAUCCAAGCAUUAUGAUGCAAACGCUGAAGGGAACGAAGCGAUACAAGAGGCGAUUGAAACAAUGACCGGAGUUGCUUGGUACAUCAAUGACAUGAAGAGAAAGCAUGAACAUGCUGUGAGGCUGCAGGAGAUACAGUCUUUGUUACUUAAUUGGAAAGGCCUGGACCUGACAACUUAUGGAGAAUUGGUUCUCGAAGGAACAUUCAGGGUUCAGCGUGCCCGUAGCGAAAGAACAUUCUUUCUCUUUGACAAGGCACUAUUUAUCACAAAAAAACGUGGAGAUCACUUUGUCUACAAAACCUAUAUUCCGUGUUCAAGCCUGAUGCUGAUUGAGAGUACCAGAGAUUCGUUAUGCUUCAGUGUUACCCAUUACAAGAAUAGUAAACAACAGCAUAAUGUCCAGGCCAAGACAGUCGAAGAAAAACGUCUCUGGACCCAUCACAUCAAGAAGCUUAUUUUAGAGAAUCACCAUGCUGCUAUUCCACAAAAGGCCAAAGAAGCAAUUCUAGAGAUGGAUGCCAUGUAUCCCGGACAGUACAGGUACAGCCCUGAAAGAUUGAAGAAGACAAUAUCUACAGUAGACCCUCCUGUCACUCAUCGUUCAGGGAGGAGACAGUCUGAACCUCCAAAACAUAUUCUUAAACAGCUCAGUGAGAAAGUUGGAUUAAAGCAUGCAGGCAGUGACGGAGCACUACUCGACUUUGGGGACAUCCUUCAGCCUAAUAUCGGCAAACUGCCAACCAAAAUUGAGCCACCUCAGGCUGAGGGAAAUGAGGAGGAGCAAACCAAUACACAGCUGAGUAGAAACUCAGGGGCAGACCUCAGUGCCUCUGAGGAGGAGCUGGAGGAGGAGGAGGAGGAGUUACAUUUGGGAUAUGAUGACCAGAAUAGGGAACCUGGGUCACAAGAAUCCCAGAAAGGAUUCAAAAGGCAAAACAGCCAGUCUUCAGGAAAUGCAGAGAAGAGGCGCAGUGUGGAAGUGUCUGCUAUUCAUCAGGAGGAUGUGCAUGAAAUGGAAAAAGAGAAUCCUGAAACAGACGAGCCGUACAGUGCAGUUGUGGCCACUUCUAAUGAUAUAAUAUUGACUGCGCCGUUAGAAGUUGUCGAGGUUAAUCACAGAGAGGAGGAGAAGGAGAACCAUCCAGAUGAACAUAACCCAGUCGACAAUGGAGACACUGAGAAUGCGGAAGAUUUAAAGACUUUCAGCAGUGAGGAGGAAGAAGAGGAGACAACAGCCCAUGAAUCCACCAGUAUCCUUCCUCCUUCUGUGCUUGACCAAGCUAGCAUUAUUGCCGAGAGAUUCAUAAAUAGCAGAAGGAGUAGUCUGGCUUUGGAUGAUGGAAGAAUCAUUGGUUAUUUAACCCCCAGGUUAACAAGCCGUAGCAGCAGCGUAUUAAGCCUGGAUAGUGCAGAUAAAAUGGUCUGUCAGAAUGGGUCCUCUGAUCUCCUGGACUCUGCACUACCAGAUAUUCUACCUGAAUCUAGCACAUCCAUCACAGAGCUCAUGCUGAAUAAGGUGAAUUCUUCCAGCAUAGAAAACGUGUUUGAUGAGCGAGAGCGAUCCAUCUAUGAGAGAGAGAAGUCCACCUGUAAGAGGAGGGAAUCCAUUCUCUCCUUCCAAGACAAACAACUACUUGACAAAAUUAAAACUUAUUAUGACAACGCAGAGAAUCAAGAUGCUGCAUUUAGCAUCAAGCGCAGAGAGAGCCUCACCUACAUCCCCACUGGACUUGUCAGAAACUCAGUUUUUAAAAUUAAUAGCCUGCCAAGGCUUGAUGCUAGCCAGGCUUCUUUGGUAAGACCAAGACUGAAUAGUUCCUCAAGUAGUGUCAGCAAUGGCAACAGUAGACCUACUUCUUGGUCAGAGAUUCCUAGUUCGGCUAAAGGAGUGCAACCUAGUUCUCGAAAUCCACAACAACCGGUGAUCUCAAAGAAUGGGAUCCCAGAACCAUCAAUACCCGUAUCCGAUGAAGAGUUCAAAUCAUCUGAAGAGAUGAUUAAGAUUUGGGAGGAAAUUGAAAAAGACAAUGAAUGGAAAGACAUGAAUACAGUUAGAACAGUAAAUGAAGUAACAACAAGCAGUGAAGACAAACAACCAACAACCCAAGAUAUUAGGAUGGAUUCUCACGAGCCACUAAUGAUCGUGGAAGACAGUGACCUUAGCACCAUAACAGAAGAAUCCACUGUCCACACGCCUGAAAGCACCUCCCCUAAUCAGUUUACAACUCCUACAAACGGAUUUAAUGAUCAGGACUUUAAAACGCCCAUUAAGCUUCACCCACAGAUAUUGCAUCUUGCAAACUGUAUGGAUGGAGAUAUGACUGAGAAGCUUAAGAAUAAGGUGUACCAGUUAGCAAGGCAAUACAGCCAGAGGAUCAAAACCAAUAAGCCUGUCCCUCACAGGCGUUUGAAAGAAAUAGAAGAUGACCUCAGAAGGGCCAGCCUUCCGUCUGUUCAAGAGGAAAAAACAGAGGAGAAAGGUAAACUAAAGCCUAUGUUGUCCCUUCCAACCUAUGAUCACAUUAUACUUCAAGAACUCAGCCCUACAAGUCCAACGUCUGCCUCAUUCAGAGAAAAACCUCCCAAACGCCUCACCUUCUCCACUUCUGUUGAUAACCAGGGAAUUACUUCUCCAGUAAGAUCUGAUCCCAGAAGUCCUCUGAGUCCAGUCAAGACGGAGAAAUUCCACUGGCCCGAUGUCCGAGAACUGAGAUCCAGGUACACAAAGACAACUGGUAGUGGUAAAAAUGGUUCAGUUAACAGAAGUCAUUCUGUGCCGGAGAAAAUGAUGGGACACAAUGUGGAUGAUGCAUUGGACACCCAAAACAAAGAAUGUAUCACCCACUCCUACAGUAUGAACAUAAAAAGCUCCGACUGUAAACCUAAAGAAGCAGGUUCAACCACCAAACCACUGGCUCACGUUGAACAUUCUCCUUUGUCACCCAACUUUAAAGGGAAAACUGAGACUUUAGAAGACACAAGACAUUUUGGACAAGAUGUGGACAGCUGCUACUAUGUCAGUGCAGAAGCUCCACUAGAGAACAACAAAAAAGUUAUUGUGUUUGAGAAACUCCCCGUGGCUAAAGAUUCGUCAUCGCAUGACCUGGAAAGUGAUGAUACAUAUGUACAUAUCAGAUCACCCACCACUAGAGAGAAGAUCUCCCUUAAAGCAGUAGUUGAACGGUGCAAAGCUUACCAGGAAUCUGAAGAAUACAGAAGCAGGGAGGAGAGCUACAAAUCCGAUGAAUCUGUGGAACUUACCCUGGAUUUAUCAAAUGGAGAAAACAAGCAAGAGCAAACUAGUGAACAUAAGAGAGUCAAGAGUUUGCGAGAGAAAUUUCAGACUCUCAAUAGUUGCAAACAUUCUGAACUUGAUCAAAAUUCCUAAACACAUAUAUAGAUU
Molecule: messenger RNA, 4603 nt
Organism: Pelobates fuscus (common spadefoot toad)
Lineage: Eukaryota; Metazoa; Chordata; Amphibia; Anura; Pelobatidae
Gene: PLEKHG3
Product: pleckstrin homology and RhoGEF domain containing G3
Exons: 19
Coding region: 158-4588 (1476 amino acids)
Biological process (GO): regulation of establishment of cell polarity
Molecular function (GO): small GTPase binding; guanyl-nucleotide exchange factor activity
Source: RefSeq, a predicted model, not a curated record